Haliotis rubra (blacklip abalone) is the source of this 5316-nucleotide messenger RNA. RefSeq names its product E3 ubiquitin-protein ligase RNF123-like. The record is from RefSeq and is a predicted model, not a curated record. Gene Ontology annotation, cellular component: cytoplasm. Bases 122 to 3835 code for a protein of 1237 amino acids. NCBI's taxonomy places the organism in Eukaryota, Metazoa, Mollusca, Gastropoda, Lepetellida, Haliotidae. Gene Ontology annotation, molecular function: ubiquitin-protein transferase activity; protein binding. The transcript is spliced from 38 exons.
UCGUAUCUUUGAAAAAGCUGACUUCCGGUUGAAAACAAGGAAUUUCUCCCUCAGAUAAUUUGAGCAGACGCCUAUCUGUCAUGACUGCGAUAUUGUUGUAAGAACAUUAUUACUAUUCGUCAUGGCUGACAGCAGAAAGAGCAGAGGGUUGAGUCACGUCGUAAGACAACGCGAGUCUGCAGAUCAAGAUCCCUACACCCACAGUUUGCUGCGUCAUGUGUUUUCUGAUCAAGAAAAGUCAUCUGAGGCAGGGGCAGCUGGUGUCGAGAAGGCAAUGGACCUACACAACCUACAGAGCUACAUUGAUCUGUCCCUCUGUGAUGCUGUCAACCUGCAGGGAGCCUGUGCUGUAGCACACGAAGAAGAGUCAUCCCUGGAUGAAAACUCAGGUCGAAUUGGAAGUAAAGAGGUCUUCUUUGAUAUUUACUCCAAUGUCGGGACACUCAUUGUGGAACCAGACCGACUUGGGGUGUCCAGCCUGAGUAACUUCAGCAGUAUGAGGGCCAACACCUGUGUCUACAAAGGGAAGUGGGUGUAUGAGCUGAUGCUGGGCUCCAAGGGGGUGAUGCAGCUUGGAUGGUGUACAAUGCAGUGCAAGUUUUCUCAAGAGGAGGGUGUUGGUGACACUCAAGACUCUUACGCUUACGAUGGCAGUCGCCUGAGGAAGUGGAAUGUGAAGACUCAGAAAUAUGGAGAGCCUUGGUUGACUGGAGAUGUGAUCAGUUGUGCCAUUGACUGUGAUGAAGGAACAAUGACAUUUUACAGAAAUGGAAACUGCAUGGGCCAGGCCUUUUCAACGGUUCGUAGAGGGCCCGGCCUGGCCUACUUCCCUGCUGUUAGUCUUUCAAUAUCGGAGAACCUCCGAGCCAAUUUUGGUGCCACACCUCUGAGAUAUCCACUGGAAGGUUACCAACCACUGCAGGACCCUCCCAAGUCGGAUCUGGUUCGGGCGCAAGUACUGUUUGGCUACCUGGAGAAACUCCUGCCUGUUAUGAUAGAAGAUGAUCAGGUUAUUGGUGCUGAAGUGAUUCAGGGCAAAGGUGAGGAAGCACUACCUCCCCUGACAGAACACCGUACACGGCGAUGUACGGCCAUGCUAGUGGCUGCACAUAUAUUUGAAAAACUGGCACCACUCUUGAGAAGUGCCUAUAUUGUAGAGGGGCAUUUGUUAAAGUUUUUGUUGAAGUUUCGUGACUGUGAGAAACAUCUAUCAGAACAGCCUUACAUAUCGAAGCUGCUGGACCUGUUCUGGGCACUACUUCAGGAUUUUGAACUGAAGACAUGUUUGGAGCAUCUGGUGACCACACUACUGUCAUCCUAUCGUUUCUCUCCUGUAACGUCAGAUUUCCGAUAUCCGAAGCUGUAUCUGAACCUCACCCUUGCAAUAUUACAACAUGGACGGACAAGAAAGCAUCUGCUGGCCAAUGUCCUAUUUGACAAAGUAAAGUUCCCAAUCUUUCUACACAUCAAGCCCCCUGACGACGGAGGCUUGGCGGAGAUGGUACCCAUAGUGUACUGGGAGUAUCAGACCAAGGAAGAAGAUGACCCUGUUCCUGUGGAACCUCCUGAGGUUCUCCGAAAGAAGAAAGACUACCUGGCAUCCUGUGAACAACUCCGGAAACAAAUUGAAGAGGUUGAAGAUAUCCAAGUGGAGAUGCUGAAAGUACUUCUAAUCUGGAAUGAUCCCAAAGAUGGUAAAACCACACGAGAUAUCUUCAUGGAGAAGUUGCGGGCAUUUCUGAGGGAAAACAGUGCCUACACAAGAGUGCACCAGAUCCACACAUGUCCCCUGCCGGUGUCUCUGUGCUUCUACCAUCGACUCAUCCAAGCCCUGCGCUACUACUGGGACCUCUUUCAGAAGGAGGACACAGGCAGAUUUGUACAUAGCUCAGGUGCCUUUGUUCCAGUUCAAGAAUUUUGGGUGGAUACUCGAGAAUAUUAUGAUUUCCAGAGGUGUGGAGGUCUGAUGUCACAUCUGAACAGAACUCUUGGUGCUGAGGUAAAUAAAGCUCAGGGUAUAUCAGUUUCUGAUGAUGGAAAAGUUGUUCGAACAGAGAAGAAGUCCAAGGAGUCAGCAGCAGCUGUGACUACGGAGGUGUACCCCGAGCCCGAGAUGCCCAGUGGAAACUCCCUGAUGAAGCUGCUGGAUAGCCUCAUCAUCCUGUACCACAUAGCAGCUCACAAGCAGCUCGGCAAGAUGUGUGCACUGAGAGACAACAUGAGGGACUUCGUGUUUGCCCUGCAGGAUACAGAGGAGAAAAUCAACAGGUGCUCCACAGAGACAAAUGACAUCCGUGAGGACCUGGAACAGGCCAAAAAGGUUUUCCUGGAGAAGAUCACUGAACAGUCUCGCCAGAUGGGUUGGGUUAUUGCUGUUAUAUACUCUAAGUCCAAGCAAAAUGACAUUGCCUGGAUGCUGAGGGUUAUCCUGACAACAAUAGAGAAGGCUUCCAAAUACAAGCAGCUGUUCCAGUUUGUUCCCGAACUCUACAUAGAGAGCUGUAUCAACAGUUACAACGCACUUAAAAACUACCUACAUCCGACAACAAAGUUUGAUCAAAUUGAAGGUUAUGAUAACCUUCUAGUCAAGUAUGCCAACUUUCUGACGAGCCAUUUUGCCGAUUCCAGGAUUGUCAGCAAUGACUUGAGGGACAACCUGGUGCAAGCACUGGCCUGCUUCACCUGCUACCCCCGUACCCUGGAGGUGCUGGAGUCUCUACCAUGGGAGAGGCAGGCCUCAGUUAUCAAGUCACUUAUAGCACCUUAUGAGAAUAGAUCUUGGGCACACACAAACUGGAUACUGGUCCGACUGUGGAAGGGUUGUGGAUUUUCAUUUCGAUAUCGUUUCUUGCCCAAUCUGGUACCUUCUAAAGUACAACCAACCGAGUUCAGCUUCGUCAGUCUUCAAAAGCCGUGCCCCUCGUAUGUGUAUCAGUCUAUCCUGGCCAAGAUACUCCUGGACGAGGAGGCCAUGUCCACCCGGUUCCUGGACACCCUGAUGAACCAGCUCAACUGGUCCUUCUCCGAGUUUGUUGGCAUCAUGCAGGAGAUUAACCAGUUGGUAUCACACACGGAACACAUGUUCCUUGAAGGGCGGCAGCUGAAGAUCUGUGCGGCAUGUUUCGAGAUCUCUGUGUGUCUACUCAGGGUUCUGGAGAUGGUGGUGUCCAUAGCAUCUCAGCUGUUUACAGACUGGUCCAGGCCAUCUGCCGAACUCUUCCUCAAGAGAAUCAUGCAGCUACUUAGUCAGGUGAUGAGUAGAAUCACAUCAAGGAAUGGUGCGUUUGAGAAGCUUGUGUCUCUACCUCUGCCAGGCCUGGACAGCGUCACAUACUUCCCAGUGCUGACCGUGGCAGUGGGCAUCCUUAUCAAACUGCUGAUUGACACACAAGGAGAGAGACAAGACAAGGCUACACGAGCUCUGCUGCUGGAUGCAGGAUUCAAGCUGUCUACACUUGACUUUGUUCUUGGAGAGAUACCUCCUGAAAAGGGCAAGAAAGGGAAAAAAUUCUCUCUGAAAACAUUUGAGGAAGUAAGCAAGGAAGAACUUGAGAACAUUGAAAGUCUUCGAGUCUACCUCAAGCACAAGCAGAACACACUCGAGUCACAAUCUCAGGUGAAAGUGAAAGAUGAAGACCUGUGUACGAUCUGUUAUGCAAGUCCUCGCUCGGCUACGUUUAUCCCAUGUGCACAUCAGUCCUGCAGGACGUGUAUCACUCAGCAGCUGAUGGCCAAGAAGGAGUGCUUCUUCUGCAAGGCAAUCAUCACAUCUGUGAAGGACAUGCAUGGAAACACCAUCCUCCGAGAACAAUGUCAAGGCCAGUCAAAGCACUGACACAAGUCAGGAAGUCUUCAUGGGCGGUGACAUCACUGACAUAUCAAGGACAUCAAAGGGUCAUAGGUCAUGAUACUGUUGGCUUUCAUUCUACUUGUGUUACCAUGGAGAUGAUCCAGAUGAUGUGAUCUUUUUCAAAGUCUUAAUUGUUCAAUUGCUUUGAAACAAAUUUGUUAUAAGUGAUAUUGUGGACGACCGAGACAACAUGGUGUAGUUGCAACUAUUGUUGCAAGAAUGAUACUUUGUGUAUGCGGGUGCAGUGAAUGCAGUAAAAAGGAAUUUUUUUGGUUUUAAUCAACCUGAUUGAUCAUAUUUAAUUUAUGAAGUAAAUACAUUACUAGACUUAGCAGGGACCUGAACAAGUUUGGCAUGUAGGUGUAGGCUGUUAAUUCACAAGUUUUUAUGACACUGAAGGAAGCCAUUAUCUAUGUAGCGUUGAAACUGUUUUUCUCACAGCAGGAAUCCAUUAGGUGAGAGUGAGGUACUGAUAUGAGCUUGUGGGACGUAAGUCUGAGGUGCUGAACAUUUCACGAUUUGAGAUGAAGUGUCCUGUAAUAAAUUAAUUUUAGCCAUAUAUCUUCUUAUGAAGUGCAAUCAGCUAAAUCAGGCAAAUAAUUCUGUUUUCUCCAAAGAUCAGGAUGUUUUGUUGAGGGUCCCGAUGGAGUCACAUAUAUUCACCUAAACAUGGAGAUACAGGUGAAAGUAUAGCACCUGUACACAUUUGUCUGUCUGGUUUAGAAAACAGAUGAAAUUAUGUAUUUGAAGUUGAUCCACACUCAGUGUGACAUCUAGACUAUGUGUGCAGAGCUCCAGAUACUGUUUAGACUCACUGUGUUUUACUCAGUUUACUGUUGAGUAUUGAUAGCUUUAUUGGUGUAUUCAAUGUUUGUAGUCUCUACGGUCCAGUCAGUUGGUUUUCUACACCGAUGAGUUGACGUUUACAUCCAAUGAUUCUUCUUAUGUAUUGCUUUAUGUGACUGCCAGUUAGCACAUGAUUGUGUGCCACCCCAAGUACUUCACAUGAUGCCUUGUUUCUCUGCUGUUUAAGCCACACUCAGCAAUAUUCCAGCUAUAUGAUGGUGGUGUGUAAAUAAUCGAGUCUGGACCAGACAAUCCAGUGAUCAACUGCAUGAGCAUCGAUCUACUCAUUUGGGAUACGAUGACAUGUGUCAACCAAGACAGCGAGCCUGACCAUCUGAUCCUGUUAGUUGCCUCUUACAACAAACAUGGGUUGCUGAAGACCAAUUCUAACCCAGAUCUUCAUGGGUCCGUCACAUGAUGCAUACACUAAGGGACCUGUUACACAUCUGUGCACCAUUCUGCGUCAUAGAAUGCAUGUAAAUGUGCUUUUCUGUAGAUCUGUAGUGAAUAGUGUUAGGAAUUGGUUAAAAUCUCAUAAUUGAUGAUUGGUUCAUUACAACCGAUCAAUCAUCGAAAAUAAUUGGUUAGCAUCAUUUAUGAAAUGUGUUAAUGCUCACAAA